AUUUAUUUGAUGCUCGCUUACUUACAACCCAUGGAUCUAUUAAUGCAUUUAAUCAUCUCAUAGGUGUAUUAAGAGAAUGUAUUUUAAAUGCUACACCCACAGAAACUCAUAAAUUUAUAAAAAAAUUGGCGGAUAUGGAAAAAUUAAAAAGAGUAUAUACACAAAAUAUAGAUAAUCUUGAGGAACUAGUAAGAUUAUACGUAGAUUGGCAAUUUGAAAAAGUUAAAAAUAAUAAAGCUCAACAAGAUAAAGUGCCAAAAUGCACUAAAUAUGAAGAAAGAGAAAAUGUUUGGAUCAAACAAGAAAAGUAUCCUAAUACAAUUGGACAGCUAAACCCGACAAUAGUCCUGUACGGUGAUUCAUAUCCUAAAGGAUUGAAAAUUAAUCAAAUCACAGUACAAAAUCAGCAUAAAGCUGAUUGUUUGAUUAUAAUUGGUCUUCUUUAA
Molecule: messenger RNA, 446 nt
Organism: Racocetra persica
Lineage: Eukaryota; Fungi; Glomeromycota; Glomeromycetes; Diversisporales; Gigasporaceae
Source: the annotation of a GenBank genome assembly